AACAAGAGAAAGAAGAGACUCCAGAAAUAGCUUUAGAACAAUCAUUAGAUUUACAUAUCUAUAAGAUCACAGACCAAUUACAUCAGCAAAGAGUUCAGGCCCAACAAAAUAUUAAAGAAGCUCAAUAA
This is a messenger RNA of Racocetra persica, 128 nucleotides long. The record is from the annotation of a GenBank genome assembly. NCBI's taxonomy places the organism in Eukaryota, Fungi, Glomeromycota, Glomeromycetes, Diversisporales, Gigasporaceae.